Molecule: messenger RNA, 3799 nt
Organism: Nyctereutes procyonoides (raccoon dog)
Lineage: Eukaryota; Metazoa; Chordata; Mammalia; Carnivora; Canidae
Product: coiled-coil domain-containing protein 68-like
Exons: 12
Coding region: 198-1205 (335 amino acids)
Biological process (GO): intracellular signal transduction
Cellular component (GO): intracellular anatomical structure
Source: RefSeq, a predicted model, not a curated record
AUGAAGUUCAAAAAACAAAACAAAACAAAAAAAACCACUCCGUUCUACAACUGUAGGUGUUUUAUUAUCCCUAUUUUACAGACAAAGGGAAGCCAGCCUUAAUGUAAUAGAAACACCCUUGAACUUGGUGUCCCAAAGACAAAGGCUUGAGUUUCAGCUCUGUUCGUUUUCCAGUGACCUUGGAGCCGGAAUUCACAAUGACAACAGUAACAGUGACCACAGAGAUUCCCCCAAGUGGUAAAAUAAAAAAUAACUCUGCCCUGUAUGAGUCCACAUCAGCUCACAUUAUUGAAGAAACUGAAUAUGUGAAAAAGAUCCGAACUACUCUGGAAAAGAUCCGAAAUCAAAUUUUUAAAGACGAAGUAGGACAUAACAAUACAAAUCACAAACUAGAAACAAAGCAUUGUCGAAACAUUCAGAGUGGCUCGGAUUUUGAAAUGGAUCCCUCUUUUCGCAGUUUGGAUCUGCUCAUGGAAAGGAUGAAAGGGAAAGAACAGCAGCUCUUAGAAAUGAACAAAGAAAAUGAAAUAUUGAAAAUAAAGCUGGAAGCCUCCAGAGAAGCAGGAGCAGCGGCUCUGAGAAACGUGGCCCAGAGAUUAUUUGAAGUCUACCAAACACAGUCUGAAGAAGUUAGGAAGCAGCAUGAGGAUGGUAAACGCUUACUGGAGGUUAACAAACUUGAAAAAGAACAGCAAUUGAAACAACAUGCUGAAAAUCUGAAUCAAAUUGCUAAAAAGCUUGAAGAAAAACAUAAUCAAAUCACAGAGCUGGAGAACCUUGUGCAGAGGAUGGAAAAGGAAAAGAGAACACUGCUAGAGAAAAAAGUGUCUUUGGAAAACAAGCUGCUGCAACUCAAAGCCAAUGCUACGUGUGCUAAAAGUUGCCACAAUCUUCAGAUGGAGAUUUCCCUUCUCCAAGAGCAGAUCUCUCAUCUGCAGCUUGUGAUUCAUUCCCAACAUCAGAACCUGCGCAGUGUCAUCCAGGAGAUGGAAGGAUUAAAAAAUAAUUUAGAAGAGCAAGACAAAAGAAUUGAAAAUCUGAAAGAAAAAGUUAACAUCCUUGAAGCCCAGAAUAAAGAACUAAAAACCAAGGUGGCACUUUGGUCUGACACUCCUAGGACAACAGUAUCAAAGGCUGUCUCUACAAGUGAAUUGAAGACUGUCGGCACUACGCCCUAUUUGAUGUUGAUUAGGCUCCGGAAAUGAGCCGGCUGGCUGAAGAUCUGAAUGAGGAAGAUCACUAUAUAGGUCUUAUUUAUUCCUUGAAACACAGCCGAAACUUGCUUGUUAAAAUGGCUCAAUGCCAGUAUUCAAUGGAAUUUACUCUACAUCAAUACUUUUGCAGAAAGAUGACAUUCCAGAAAAUCAGACGAAUAUAUAUUCAAGGGAAGGAACUCUUCCUUCAAAACUUACUAAGUGAAGAGAUCAGGGGCUUUUGAUGGAAAAUGAAUUUUGCUUUAAACUUAAAAAAGAUCUGAAUUUUUUUUGCAGAUUUUUUGCUGAAGAGGGUGGUUUAAGGUUGUCAACUAUAACCUUUCAAUAGUGGUUUUAUGUAUAUAAAUGGAAGAGUGUAUGUGUGCAUGAGUCAAGGAUAUAUUUUAAAGUUAACUCUGGAUAAUAAAAAAUAUCUUAACGUGAACUUAUAAAUUCAUCUCCUGACCCACUGUUAGUGGGAGAGUAAUUCUUUACUGCCUUAUGGGCAGGAGGAGGAGUAGGUUUUUUUAGCUAAUUCCCCAACCCACAUAACCCUCCAAAGCUGAGACUCAUGGCAUCUCACCACACUUUAGGAAGCCAUUGUUCUUCAGUUAGGAUUGCAAAUUGGUUGCUAGAGACAACCCACAAAUAAGCACAAAGAAAUGGAGUUUGUUACUCUGGCUUCGUGACUAAUUUUCUUUUCAAGAUUCAUUAUAUUAUCUAAGAAGAUAUUUGGAGGGAAGAAUACAAACACAAUGCCGGCAGCUCAGAAACCUCCAUAAAAGUGUGUAUAUUUUGGGUUUAGAGGAACAGUGGCUGCUGUCCGCAGCCAGGAAGACCUGAAUUCAUGAAUUAGAAUUAGAUGUCCAGUGCUUUAUUUACCUUUUGAUACAGGCAUUCAUCACAGGUGGAGUUUGUGAUUGCUGUGAAGAAAACCACACUCUAAUUCGUAGAAAUGCAAACAUGCUGACACACAGAAAACACUUGAACUGAAGCAAUAAUGGGCAGCCUUGGCCAUACUAAAGGGUGAAUUCCUUGUAAGCCUUUUGAUCCUCCUCUCUGCAGUAUGACUGUAAACGUUUUCUCAGGAAAGAUGCUUCAAGGCUUUCAAUGUGGAAUGUGAGCUAGCGGUAUUGUCUAUGAAAUAUUUAAAAAUACAUGCAAAGGAGAUAAAGUAAUGUAUUUAUAAAUUCAUCAGAGUAUUCUAAUCUUUUAAAUGUCGCAUAAUUCUAUGUGUGCAUUUCAUGCUUCAUGUUUUUAUUGCUUGCUAGUUUUUCAAGUGUAGUUAUCUAAUAACAUUUAUGGCACAGUUCCUACACCAGGAACACUUCUAAGUACUUUACCUGAAUUAAUUACUUGAAUCUUCCCAACAGGCCUCAAAAGCAGGUCAUAUUAUUACCCCGUCUUACAGGGGUAGAUACUGUGAGGUCCAGUAAUUUCCCCUGCUGCCAGUGAUGGAGCAAGGAUUUGGACCUCUUGCUUGGCUAUCAGUAUUCUUUCUAUCUGUUCACUAGGUGGUCAAUUUCCACACUAUAGAAAUACCUCUCUUUUUGCUACUUUAACAAGCAUAGCUUCCUUGUUGGCUAUGUGAGCUAUUCUGUGAAUGAUGGUCAGAAACAACCCUUACUCAUAAAGUAAAUAUUUUGCUGCAAUUAAGUUGGUCUUUCACCUGUUGGACUACCCUCAUGAGCGCUUGGUUCAGAAAAACUACCCUGCUAAAAAUCUUGAAAUUCUACAUUUAUUUUAUGACCUUAUGCCACAUGGAAGAUUCUUUUGGCAGUGUAUUUUCAGACACGUUUGUAGGGAGUUUGGGACCACAAGUUCUGUCAAGCAGUUGCAGUGUAAUAGGUGAAUUCACCUUUCACCUGGAGAUCACUUAGGUUCCUGUUACACCCCAGUCACCUGGAUGGAUGGUAAUAAAUAUGAGAUUUUGAAACGGAUCCAUCUAACUGAGCUAACAACUAGAAUGAUUCCCAUUAGAAUAAUGUGUUCUAAAGUCAAAAAUGGGAAGACGCUGUUGGAUUUAACUCUGCUCCUUUUUGAACAUGGAAGUACAGCUGGACAUUACACAGAUAGGACCUGCUCAUGUGCUCUCCACAUUCACCCUGAUAUGGUCUUUGGAUUUCCUGAGAACAAGAACAAGCAGUUUCAGAAGCUUAAAACAGUCUGGCCUCUUCGAAUACAAAAGUAAUUUUUAAGUAGCAUCAGCAAUAUCAUUUUUUGGUCAUAUAUAGAUUACUUCCUAUAUCUUUAUGGUUUCAGCUUUUACCAUUUGGUAUGUUUUUUUAAUAAAUAUUUCUGAGCAAUAAAACAAAGGAUUAAAUGGAAAAUAAAAAAGCAUUAACCUAAAAGUAAUGCCAAACAAGAAAUACAGGAAAAGAAACACAAGUUCAGUUGUAGUCUAAAUGGUUAUACUUAUAAUGAUGCUAAUCAAGAUAUUAAAGUCUGAGGUGGACCUUGAAUACAAGAAUGAGCAAAUGAAAAGAAAGUUAGUUUCACUUUGAUUACAUAUUGUAACAAAUCUUCAUUAAGAAAUGUUUAAACAACAACAAAAGAAAUGUUUAAACAAUUAGUAUAAUACAUGUAUCUUUUGAGUAAUUGCUUAU